AUGGCUCUCUUAUCAAAAGCCAUUCUGGCCGUGUUGGUCUUGACCGCCACGGCUGUCCUGCUUCCAAAGCUAACAGGCGCUCUCCUCGGGUUGAUCUUUCGGGGAGUGGGCUGGCUGAUCCGAAGACGAAGUCGGUCUCGUCGCGAAUACGUGAUCGCGCGGGCGCGAUCAGAGGAAGAGCAACUACGCGCUCCACGCCCAAAGGCUUCAACAACUUCACUGUCGCGAAAUGGUGCUGAAGAUGAGGACUGGGAGAAGGUGGACAGCUCGGGCCCAAGUGGGGUUCAGACAGCGACAAGCAGCGAGAGCAGCAGUAAUGCUGGAGAAAAUACCAACAGCUCAGAUAAUUGGGACGGUAUCAUAGGUUUCUUCCAUCCGUUCUGUAACGCCGGUGGCGGUGGUGAACGAGUGUUGUGGGAAGCAGUCCGUGCAACCCAAAGGCGUUGGCCGAAGGCAAUCUGUGCCAUCUAUACGGGUGAUCAUGAAGUCAACAAAGUCGCUAUGCUGGAGCGGGUGGAGAACCGGUUCAACAUUCAACUACACGCCCCGACUGUGGUACUAUUGUAUCUGACGACCCGAAAGUAUGUCGUUAGUAGCUCAUACCCUUACAUGACGCUGCUGGGACAAUCCCUGGGAUCGCUGGUUGUUGCCUAUGAUGCCCUCACCCUCCUCGUUCCCGAUGUUUUUGUUGACACCAUGGGCUACGCAUUCACACUGGCGUUUUGUAAAUGGCUCUUCCCUACAGUACCAGUCGGUGCUUACGUUCACUAUCCAACUAUCUCGACCGACAUGCUUGCUUCUCUUGAUGACGAGAGUGGAGUACAAGGCAUCAACUCAGGCGCUGGUAAAGGGUUCAAGGGAACGAUCAAACGCCAUUACUGGGAGAUUUUUGCCAAGAUAUAUGGCUGGGUUGGUCGACAAGUUGACGUGGUUAUGUGCAACUCUUCCUGGACCGCAGCGCAUAUCCGCACGCUUUGGGGAACCGGUAACAGAACUAGUUCUAGCACUGGUGACGGUACUGCCUCAUCGCCGGCAGUAGUAUUCCCCCCCACAGCAGUCUCGGAACUGGAAUCAACAAUAACAGUCGACGCCGAAAGUGAGAAGACUCGUGAGCCCGUACUGCUUUACAUUGCUCAAUUCCGACCUGAAAAGAACCACCCGCUGGUUUUGCGAUCAUUUGCACGCUUCCUGCAAGAGAGAUCCAGCAACCCAGCCUACGCAGGUCAACCACAACCGCGUCUCGUACUUAUCGGAUCUGUCCGCCAUGCUAGCCCUGACGAAACACAUAUUUACAAUCUGCGCCUCUUAGCCCAUGAGCUUCGCAUCCGCGAUCAAACUACAUUUGUGUGUGACGCCAGCUGGCCUGCCAUGCUGUCUCACCUCGCUACUGCCUCUGUUGGCGUCAACGGCAUGUGGAACGAGCACUUUGGUAUUUGCGUUGUUGAAUACCAGGCUGCUGGUUUGAUCUGCGUUACCCACGACUCUGGUGGUCCACGCGAAGACAUUGUUAUCGAUCUUGGAGAUGGAGCUACUGGUUUCCGAGCCGAGACCGAAGAGCAGUUCGCUGCUUCUUUCGAGGCGGCACUUGCUUUGCCAGAGGAGGAGAAGAUCGCAAUGCGGCUGCGGGCACGUCGCUCUGCUCUGCGGUUUACCGAAGAAGAGUUCUCUCGCAAGUGGCUUGAUCAGGUGCAGAAGCUCGUCAAAUUGGCCAAAUAG
Molecule: messenger RNA, 1716 nt
Organism: Penicillium olsonii
Lineage: Eukaryota; Fungi; Ascomycota; Eurotiomycetes; Eurotiales; Aspergillaceae
Source: the annotation of a GenBank genome assembly